Molecule: messenger RNA, 1518 nt
Organism: Candidozyma haemuli
Lineage: Eukaryota; Fungi; Ascomycota; Pichiomycetes; Serinales; Metschnikowiaceae
Gene: PBP2
Product: Pbp2p
Exons: 1
Coding region: 1-1518 (505 amino acids)
Biological process (GO): regulation of RNA metabolic process; regulation of gene expression
Cellular component (GO): cytoplasm; nucleus
Molecular function (GO): mRNA binding
Source: RefSeq, a predicted model, not a curated record
AUGUCGAACAUCCUCAAAAGAAAAAACGAAGAGGUUGAGCCUCUGUCGGCCGACAAUGACCAGCUCAACAAGAGAGUGGCCCUCGACAGUGAACAAUUGGAGGAGUCUGAAAAGAAAGAAGAAUCAUCCCAAAUGGCCCCUACUCUUAGUGACAAUGCUAUCAACUCUGACAAAGACACUUCUACUUCCUCUGAAGACGUGACCAGUAAACAAGAGGAGCCGCCUUCUACUGCUGCUUGGACCGACAACUCGCUAGCUUCUUCUGACAAUGCUGAAUACGAUGCCGCCACUGCUCUGGCUGCCGCCGCCGCCCUGAAACCCGUAUAUCGGGAAAAAGAAGAUAGCACCACUGUUUCGCUCCGGAUGUACUGUCCGGUGAAGGAAGCGGGUGUUAUAGUGGGUAAGAAGGGUGAGACCAUCACCCACCUCCGUGAGAAGGCGAACGUGAGGAUCAAUGUGAGCGAGAACUUGAAGAAUGUUCCUGAAAGAAUUGUGUCUGUCAAGGGCUCGGCAGAGAAUGUGGCUCGUGCGUUUGGUCUCAUCACGAGAACCAUCUUGGAGGAGCCCGAGGACGAGCCUGCUUCUAUCAUGAGUAAACAGUACAACUUGAGACUCUUGAUUCCUCAUCCUUUGGUGGGUUACAUCAUUGGUAAGCUGGGCGUUAAGUUCAGAGAGAUUGAGGAGAACUCUGCUGCCAAGCUCAAGGCCGCCGAACAGCCAUUACCUUACUCUACCGACCGUGUGUUGGCCGUCAACGGUGUGGGCGAUGCUAUCCACAUUGCUGUCUAUUACAUCUCUCAAGUGCUUUUGGAGCACAAGGAAACUCUCAAAAAGCAUAAGAUUGUUCUCUACAAUCCUGCCAACUACCGUCAUCAAAUGCCUACUGCCAAUCCUCUUCAGAACAUGGCAAUUGCACCUCAACAGCCUCCUCAAAUGCCUUUCAUGAACGCUCCUCCUCAAAACAUGUCUCCUUUGCAAGGUCUUACUGGUAUCCCGGGUGUAACCGAUCCAAAAUCCGCUUACCAGCAGACCGCAAAACCUUACAAUUUUCAAAUGAUGUUCCAGCCCUCUGUCAGACCUGAGUUUAGCUCUCCUCAGCCUCCAGCUCAUAUGGGCCACCAGCAACACAUGGGCGCCCCUCCAGUUAACGUACCUCAGCAAAACUCUUUCACUGAUGAACACGGUAAUACUAUCGUUGGUGAUGUGAUUACCCAGAUGCCAACGCAAAUCAGUCUGAGCCCUGAGAAGUACAACGAGGACGUGUUCGUGGCCAACAGUAACAUUGGCUCUGUCAUUGGUAAAGGUGGUAACAACAUUAAACAAAUCAGAGAGACUAGUGGCUGCACUUAUGUGAAAAUUGAGCCUGACCAGAACCAAACCCUUCUUCUAGGCGGUGGAAAAGGUGUUACUAAUGUCAGAAAGUUGACAUUGACCGGUUCUUACAACUCCAUCCAGACUGCCAUUUUCCUUAUAAACCAGCGUAUCAGUGCUGAUAAGGAGAGAAACGGUAUCCAGUAA